This is a messenger RNA of Paramuricea clavata, 245 nucleotides long. Lineage: Eukaryota; Metazoa; Cnidaria; Anthozoa; Malacalcyonacea; Plexauridae. The record is from the annotation of a GenBank genome assembly.
AUCCAGAUGACACUUUCAGUGUUUUUUCUCCAAAGGGCAAAUCUUGGAUAAUUUUGGCACUUGUUAUAAACGUCAGAAGUGAUCAAGCUCAUGGAGGAAAACAUGAUGUCUUGGGAGGUUGUAGCGAUACCGAGCUAGAUCUGCAGUGUUACAAACCUAACUUUAUCAGCUAUGAUAGGCAGGAUUUGUCUACGGCUGCUCCAGUGGCUGCAGUUUUCGUAGCACUCCACCAUAGCUUCAAGUAA